Spinacia oleracea (spinach) is the source of this 595-nucleotide messenger RNA. RefSeq names its product defensin-like protein. The record is from RefSeq and is a predicted model, not a curated record. Gene Ontology annotation, biological process: defense response. The transcript has 2 exons. Bases 111 to 332 code for a protein of 73 amino acids. NCBI's taxonomy places the organism in Eukaryota, Viridiplantae, Streptophyta, Magnoliopsida, Caryophyllales, Amaranthaceae.
AGCCUCUAUGGAAGUCGUGAGUUGUAUCACACUAUCACAUAAACACAUUUUCCAUAUUUUUCUCUCGACGUAUAUUUUCUUUCUAGAGCAUAAGUUUGAAGCAGCCAAUAAUGAGGCCUUUCACUGCUGUUUUUCUGGUCGUCCUCCUUGUCUUGGCCGCAGACGUUGGGCCAAGGGUAGCAGAAGCCAGAACAUGCGAAUCACCAAGUCACAAAUUCAAAGGACCAUGCGCUACCAACAGAAACUGUGAAAGUGUUUGCCAAACUGAAGGAUUCCCAGGAGGUGAUUGCAAAGGCCUUCGCCGGAGAUGCUUUUGCACUAGGCCUUGCUAAUUAAAAAGGGACGGAAAGAGUACGUAAUUGUCUUGAAAAUGUAACGGCCCGGGUUGCGAAAAUUGUACUGGCCGAAUGUUAUGUGUUUGUGAAAAAUAAAGAGUGUUAUUUUUAUUGCAUGAAUCUAGAUAACUGUAGUACAUCAUGCAAUAAUAUUAUUGUACGUCCGUUUACUAUGAUUAAAAGGGGUACGUAGCUAAUGUCAUGUCAUCGAUCGUUGUUUGUGUUGAACAAAGCAACUUUUAUCGUAUCAUUUUCCUUAA